AUGGAGCUGGUCGGCCAGUUGUCGGAUGACAUGUCCGAAACAGUUGUUGGAAUUGCUGUUGAUGCUGCUACCGCCGCAGCUUCAUCAUCCAUCGCUUGCGGUUUGGACUGCUGCUGCUACUCACUGACCUCACAAAUGUACACAACAUACAGCCUAAUACACGCUCACCCACAGAGCGCUGACGAGGGCGCAAGCCAAGUGCGGAGUUAG
Molecule: messenger RNA, 210 nt
Organism: Gongylonema pulchrum
Lineage: Eukaryota; Metazoa; Nematoda; Chromadorea; Rhabditida; Gongylonematidae
Source: the annotation of a GenBank genome assembly